CAGACGAACAGGGAGUGUGGCAUCCGCUUCGUUACACAAUGACCGAAAAUCCGCAUAAAACCGUACAUUUUCAAAUCGUUUGUGUUCUGGAUACUUUCGUUGUGUGAUUACAAAUGUUGAAUGAUGGCAGCCUGCAUGAAUCGGGGUCCCCACACGAUAUGAGGCGUAGCCAUGUCUACCCAGGAACCCAAGCCAGAGGCCUUCAACCCUCUCGACAUUCUUGCUACAGCAGCUGCUCUCAAACAAGUUGAUAAAGGUCAAGGGGAUAAAGGUCACGAAGACAAAGGUCAGGGACAGACCAUGACUCAGUCGUCACCAUCCAACAGUCAGGACAGUGUUACAGAUAAUAAUACUGAUGCUAAAACCAGUAGUGAUAACAAAAACGGAAAUAAUGGUGUUCAUGUCAGGAAAAUCAGAGUGCUGAAAAUAACCUCGGACAUAGAAAAAAUGUUGGACGAACAUAAUUAUGGAAAUUCUCGUAAAAAUUAUGGAAAGCCUUCUAGUUCAUGGCCUGAGACAAGUGUUAAGGACAGGAAAGUAAUUGUUACCGUGGUGAACGGGACAGGUGAUCAUACAGUGGUAAAAUCUAUUGAUUCCGUGGGGCCUUCAGGGGAUGAUGUGAGGGCCUCAGGUGACAGGAAGAUGGACAAUGAGGGUGACCAGGUGAAUCACACAGGUGAUACAGGUAGCCCGUCAGAGGCCGGCCAAGAUAACGAGGCAGAGGCCAGUAAGAUAAGCCGAGUAAGUGGAGACUACUCCGUCAGUACAGAGAUCAAUGAUAGUACAGAGUCUAGCGUAGAUAGCACCUCAUGUACAUGUACUGAUAAAACACUGUGUUCAUGUGAGAAUGUACGCAUCAGUGUUGCUCCAUGCCUGGGUGGCGAUACCUCAUGCAUGUCGGUGUCUGCAUCACCGGAGGGGAAGGAGUGCUCUUGUGAUAAUAAUAAACCUAACAGUGAAAAUGCACCUCAAACAGAACAAGAAUCCUCCCCAGGUGAUGUAACAGACCAUCGGUCCAAAUGUGACAAUAAACAAAUAGUACAACCAUCUGUAGCUGACUCGGGUGGGUCAAAUUGUGAUACAGACAGCCAUUGUGAUGGUUCCUCAGGAGAUCUCACAUCCUGUCAGCUGGAAUCGAACAGCACAUCUAGUUCAGUAGUAAUGGACGAGUCCUCAAAACAGAAAAGUCACCACAUUCGUAUGGUUUCUCACACCAUGCCCAACUCGGAGACAGAUCUCUGUCAACCUCAGACUAUGGUGAUAAAUAUCAACCACAACAAGGAGGCUGUCCAAUCCGAUAUUGGUUGUCCAACGUCCAACGCAGCACAGUCGGUAGUUACCAGUUCAUUAUCUAAUUCUAAGGAUGUGUGUUUGGAGAGUGAUGACAAUUGUGUUGGGGAAUCUGUAUCUGAUAAACUUGGUAAUCCCUCCAGUAUUACAGACACUGGCACAGAUAGUACUACCGCAGUACAACCUGCUCAACAGGCUGCGCUGCAACCAUCUACCUUUUUGAAACAAAAUUGUGCAUCAGAACCAGAGACAGUCGCAAGUUACAGCAAUAGUGUUGCUCUGGCAGGAGACAAUGGUGAUUGUGAUGUAAAUGAUGGAAAAGGACCAUCAGAUAUAGGAAGUGACAAACUUGGCUGUAAAAAACCUAUAGCUUCUACAUCAUCAAUGGAAAAUAUAGGCAGUCCAGAGUUUGUUGAUAUUCCAGAACAAUCUUCUGAGAAACUUUUGGACGAUGAAAUGUUCAAAGAAAGCAGUGACAAUAAUAGUGCAUUUGAUGACCCAACUUUUUCAAAUUCUAGCAGCAAAAUUUUCUUAAAAACUGAACCGUGUUUGGAAAAUCAUCAAAUCAGUUCUUGUUUGAAACCACUUGUACAAUCUGGACGUAGUGAUGAAACCAGUUCACCAGCUUCGGCAGAUCACUGUUACGCUGGAUUAUCCGAGACAGAGCCGAAACCUGUCAGAAAAAGUAUAAGGUUACAGUCCGCGGACAGCCUCGUCAGUGAUUUAUCUCAAGACAGUGGUUUUGUGGAAGUUUCACCUGGGACUCCGUGUGGGAGUAAAAUGUUUCCAAAUAGGCUAAGUGACACACCCGUCGACCAGAAAAUGGAAACUGGAAGUUCGGACUCAAGUCCGGAAAAUUUAGAAAUUAGAAAUAUUAAAAAUUUCCUUGUUACGUCCAGCACUGCAGGAAUUCUAAGUCAGGAUCUUAGUGAUGUCAACAAAACACGAGACGCUAUCAUUGCAUUAAUGCAACAGUCGUCUUCAGAUAGUGAAGUGACAAACUUGCAGCCAGUGACACCUGUAAAGUCAAAUAAGGUGUUGGUUCCAAAUAAAAAUGUGUCUCCGAAAAUCGGAAAGUAUCGUAUUGGAACGUUUGGAUCUGUGAGUAAUUCAGCAAUGGGACUUGAGUCACCCAAGAAAAAGCAGUCAGCACAAGUGUUCACAGCAAAACAGUCGUCAAAGGAAUUAGGGAGUUGUACAUCUCUAUUAGGUAAACUCAAUGGAUCAGGGAGAUCUGUAAUGCCAUGUAUUGUUACUAGUGCAAAUAACGGACCGCAUGUAACGGUGAAAGAUUCAGCUGUUUCCAUGGAAUCUCCAAACACAUGGAAAGGCCAUGUGGAGCACGACCAUGAUUACUGCCUUCCUCCCGAGGCAGAAUCCUCCAGCCCUCACCUCAUGGCAAAAUUGUUGAAGGAUACCUCCAUGAAGAAUGUUUUAAAAUGCAGUGGGCGGGAAAAAAGGGCAGAAUCUAAUGAAUCCAGUGGCAGCACUGGUAAACGACCAAGGAGAGUAAGUCUGUCGGGAAGACCAGAUUUAUCUCGUAAUAGCAGUACAGAGUUAUCUUCCCCUAACAGUCUGUCAAGCUCUCCUAUCGACUUCCCAGUUGUACAACCCCAUAUGACAGCAAGGCAGAGAGCUAAGGCAGAAAAGGCAGCAGAAUAUGUCAAAAUGGGUAACUCGGACUCAAAAUUAAAAAUCACAGGGAAAUUCCAGGAUGAUUAUAUUUACUUUCUUAACACAAAAGUUCGCAGUAGACGAAGGACAAACAGUCAAGAUUUGCCUCCACAGUUACCUCCCGAUAGGAUCGUAGUGCCAACUCCUAAACCGGGUGAUAUUGUGGUGCCCCAUUUAACUGAUGCGGACCUAGAGGCUAUCAGACUUGGGAAACAUGCUUCAAUAAAGUCUGCUGCUUCUUCGUCAGGAUUAGGAGGUCUAUCCGUCUCUGCCUCUCUAUCUCAGAGUCUUAAGCAUGUACAAUCGUCACCGUCCAUCAUGGUGACGUCCUCCCCCCUCACAGAGACAUCAAAGCCAGGUGUGUCGUCCACUGGUCCCAUGUCUGACGAAGAAAGCAAGAUAAUCAACACAAUUCUGAGUAUGGAAACUGGUGAUAAUACAAGUACUUCAGCUUCCUCAACUUUGCCUUCCGAAGUAGGAACUGAAGUACCCAGCUUGUCCCUCCCAAAUCCGGACACUUUUAACUUCCUACCGGAGCAGAUGAACCUGACUCCAGAGCAAUAUGAGAUAUUGUAUAGUGCUAUGGACGAGGUCCAAGGGUUUGAAGACUUGGACUGUGGGCCGCAUUCUCCCACAUCUCAGUCUGAACUUUCCGAGGACACAACCACUCCCACAGAACCCAUGGGACCACAAGGGAAACUAACGGAAAUUAUGUCGUCUACCACGGAGACACUGCAGGGCACACCGGAUACAGCUACUCACUCUGUGUCUAGUGAUAGACAGGACGUUCCAUCAGAGUUUUCACCUAAAAUUGACAGUGUCAUCCCAUCCACUACACAACCAGAAUCCCUGGAGCCAGUUAGUGAAAGCCAACCCAAAGUUGUUCUCCCAAGCCUUGCAAGUGAACCAUCGAGUCAGCAGGUUUUAGCGAAAUGUGAAGACAAGCCGCUCACGGUGAAGUCACUUUUACAGGCGAACGGAGCUGCUAAGUCUCUCCUUCAGCCAGGCAGUACUGGAGAACAAACUGGACAACAACUUUCAGUUCUGACGCAUGGGAUUGUGGGUCCAGCAACUACUGUUCAGUCUUUGUUGAAGACAGAACAGCACAAAUCUCUCCUAACAUCAGACAUUCCAGGUCCCAGUACUGUCAGUAGCGUUCAGGACCUUCCGUUUACUUCCCUGGAUAAAUCUUCAACACAGGACCUCCCUUUUACCUCCCUUGAAAAAUCUUCGUUAGAUCUCUUUGAAAAUGACCUCAAGUUAUUUCCGGAUUCGACAGUCCCAGACAGCACUAAUGUUCCUACUAGCAUUCCACCCACAGUGUCCCCGGCACCCCCUCCAUCAGACUACAGCGCCCCCUGGAUUGUCACUGUUAGUAUGUUCUGGAAUGAUUUACCUGCCAUCAUGAUUGACAAUUUACCUUUUGUUCGUUUGGUAGAUAUUCAUAAACAAAUCUUGCCAGCGAAAGAUACAGGAAUUCUGAAAAAGAGGUGCCAGUUACUGGGAAUUAAUGUAGGCAACUGUUCAGAAAUGCAGCGCUACUUUCUUGUCCAGUAUGGCAAGGCAUUUAAUUCAAAAAGUACAUUGAUUGUGGGGAAGAACGAUGCCAAGAUGUUGAUCGGGUACUAUGUUAACCCUGUCCCCAAAACUGUGCGAGGAGAGGAGUCGCUGGUGGGGCGUAGUCUAGAGGAGCAUCGUGUGGGGUCGUCAAGGUUCUCCAAGGUCAGAGGAGGAGCCAAGGUCAAGGACCACGUCACAGAACCAAGGGUGCUUGAAGUGUCGACAGUGCCAUCUGUCCCAUCACAACCUGAUGAGAUCCCUAUACGGCCUUUACCCCUUCAGGAUGUUACAGUCACCAGGACUGCGGUUUCUGCCUUGUCAACUCCAACAGCGGAUUCUGUGUCGCAGUCAACAUCCCAGCCAGGACGCGUAUCACAUAGAACAAGACAUAAGAAAAUAAAUUUCCUUGAAAUGUUGAAAGGGGACGCCAAUAACAACACUAGUUUGGUGGAUAAUGUUUCACCCCAGGGCCCAGUGCCGGUUAUAGAGGAAAGCGUGUGUGAGGGUAGUUCACCCAGCAUUGUCACGCCAGCAGACGACAGUAUAUCGAAGGAAAAGUUAGUGAAAAGAAAUGUUCAUGUGAAAAAUGUGAGGAUAUCGUCUAAUAAGAUGAAGAAUAAGAUAACCGUCAACAGAGAUAGAGUCAAGGUAAAAAAGGGCAAGGAACAAGUACCCGAGGAACAGAGCAUGGGAGAGAGUGAAUGUGAAAAUCGUGUAGAGGAGGAGGAAGAGGAAGUAGUCGAAGAAGUCAAUGAUAAACUCCCGUUCUUCAUUGGCAAACGAGGAGCUAAGAAUAACGAUCGUGAGCAGAUGGCAAAAAAAUUAAAAAUCAUGAAAAGUCGAAAGCCUGGGGCGUUAAAAGUGAAAUGGAAGAUAUUUGGCAAAUCAAAUAGUGCGAAAAGAGUUAUGUUCAAUAAAGGUAGUAAUAACAACAAAGCUGACUCGCGCGCAGAAAUUCUUGCUGUUAUUCAUAAGGACAUGGUGCCCAGAAAUGGACACAAGCAUAGAAUGCAGGCAGGAAAUGUGUUUCUGGACCAGUAUAAUAGAAAGGACUCGACCUGCAUUAGAUGCUGCACUUGUAAAAAACUGCUGUCUGUUGACAUGUUUCUUAUACAUCUACACGAAAUUGGGGGCAGUGGUAAACUGUUGUCGGUCAGUCAACCCCAGGUGAUAUCUCUCCGCGACUCCUACCCGUCGGAAACACAGAAAAGACUUUGGGAAAAUUUCCAAAAACGACGUAGAUUACAUAGUAACAAUAGUGAUCGGUCUAAAAACAAUGUUGUGGAAAAUGUAGAAAAGGCACCCGAGGAAGUAUUACCUGUGUCAAGUAAAAGGGUAGAACAAAGGAAAAAAGUGGUUAACGAGAGACUAACAAACCCAGCAAAGGUCCCUCUACGGCACGCGAGUGUGCCGGCCAUUCAGGCUCCUGUGACACUUACAAACGGCAAUGUCAGAAUUAGUGCUAGAAAACGGAAACAAAAGCAGCUAUAUCCUAUUGAAAACUACAGCUUUUCUCGCAAAGGGCACCAGAAAAACAUUCAGAUAGAUUCUGAUGGGGAUGAGCCUCUCUCUCCGAACGGACUCGAGGUGAAUGUCGAGGAGGUUGGCUCCCCCACCAAGGUCAUGAGACUGUUACCAACGGUAUUGGACGGUAGUUCUAGUGUUGGUGUUGAGAGGGUCGUACCCGAGGUUGGCCAAGGGAGUGUUCUUACCUUGGCCAAUGGACCAGAAGUGAUAAGUUUUACAGCCCUUCAGGAGGAUGAGGCGAUGGACAUGGAUUAGAUUGUUUUUUAUAGUCUUCUAAUUAAGCUGUUUUCACAUUCAGUUAUAUGUUAGUUUAAAUUGACGUCACUUGAUGAGGCUGGUGUUUGUUUCUAAUUCCUUGUGUAUGUUGAACCAAGUAUAUAUCUGUUUUUCUGAAACUCAUCAUGUAGCCUGUAGAAAUCGGUAAUGUGGUUUACACGGUGCGGCAUGUAUUAUGUAAACUGGAACAUGUACACCCAUUAGAUCAAUGCAAUAUUUUCAAAUCAAGAUUAAAAUAACGUUGGAUGUUCAGUUGGUUUUCUAGAAAUCAAAUUAUGGAUUAAUGUAAUCAUUGGAAAUUUUUAAAGUUUUUUUUUUUUUUUUUUUUUUUCGUGUUUGGAGUUAAAUUUAUUGAUGCAUGUUUUUACAACCUUGUUUCUGUUCUAACUUUGUCAUAUUGAUAUUGUAAAACCAGUAUGACAGCUAUUGAUAGAAUCGUCAAUACAUAAAACGUUCAAUGUUUCCUUUCAAUAUAGGCUUUUGUGGCAUAUUGGUACGUGUGCAUAACACUGUAUAUUAUGCAGAAAAGUGGUCCAAUGUAUAGAUGAAGAAAAGAAACAUGAAUUAAAUUUAUCCCAGCAAAUAAC
Pecten maximus is the source of this 6914-nucleotide messenger RNA. Its product is annotated as mucin-17-like. Gene Ontology annotation, molecular function: SMAD binding. Bases 172 to 6306 code for a protein of 2044 amino acids. The transcript has 4 exons. The record is from RefSeq and is a predicted model, not a curated record. Lineage: Eukaryota; Metazoa; Mollusca; Bivalvia; Pectinida; Pectinidae.